UGACCGGCGGUGGGGUUGAUACUGAUGUGAAUUACGCAGGCAUCCAAGCGUUUGACCUAACCAAAGGAACAAGCGGCCAAUGGUACACUCCAAAGACCUCGAAUCUUGACACGGUCCAACAUCUCACGUAUCUCAACAGUCAUAGGCUCGUCAUAUUCAAAACUUCUUUUGGCGACGAAGUAUUGUUUCAAUUUGGAGGAUCACCAUCAAAUGACACUUACCUGCUACAUAUUGGCAACAUGACAUGGGAGACAAUACCAAAGGGAUCGACCACACCACCUCCAAAUGGACUCUUCGGUAUUGGAUACUCCAAGGAUAAUGUGUACAUUGUCGGCGGAACUUCGGAUUUCGAUGGCACCUUAUACUCCAGCGUGUGGGGUUUCAAU
This is a messenger RNA of Acaulospora colombiana, 386 nucleotides long. Lineage: Eukaryota; Fungi; Glomeromycota; Glomeromycetes; Diversisporales; Acaulosporaceae. The record is from the annotation of a GenBank genome assembly.